AUGGGUAAUGCGAUAAAGAAAGUGUUUCCAAACACUCGGCACCGCUUUUGUGACUGGCAUAUUAAAAAGCAUGAGUCUGAACACCUUCGACCAUUUGUUACCCGUUAUAGUGAUUUUCAGGAAUCAUAUAAAGAUUGGGUGAAUAGUGACACCAUUGAAGAGUUUGAAAGCAAAUGGGAAGUUAUACGUAUUAAGUAUAAUUUGGAAAAUAAUUGUUGGAUAAGUCAAAUGUAUAGCCAACGGAUACAUUGGGCUAAAGCCUUUCUUAAAGAUAUUUUCUUGGCUGGUAUGACAACCAGUGGACGAAGUGAGAGUAUUAAUUCCUUUUUUGAUGGAUUUGUCAAUUCGAUCACCAUGUUGAAUGAAUUCGUAAUACAAUAUGACAAAGCAGUUAAGUCUCAAAGGGCAGCCGAAGAAGAUGAGGACUUCAAGACAAUGAACUCAAGAGCAGUUCUUUCUUCUGUGCAUCCAAUUGAAGCAAAAGCAGGUGAGUGCUAUACUAGAAACAUUUUUGAGAUUUUUAAAAAAGAAUGGAUGGAAACCAAUAACAAUUUAACUCAUGAGACUCUAAAAAAAAGUAUAGAAGAAAUAACAUAUCGAGUUGGGCAAAUGAAUAUUGAUAAAAAAUAUUGGAGAAUUGUUAGCUUCCGUUUGGUUGGUCAAAUGAAUGUUAUAUGUUCUUGUGCUAAGUAUGAGAUAUAUGGAAUUUUAUGCAAACAUUGCCUAUAUGUGAUGAAGAAGAGGCAUGUUGAAACACUUCCGAGUCCCUAUAUUUUACCUCGAUGGACACUUAAUGUUAGGUACAAAGUGGGUAAUAAUGGUAUUGGACUUGAAGAAAUGAAUAAUGAUAAUGGGGUUAGUGCAUACACUUUAUGGUGUGUUCGUUCCAACUUUACCAAAGUAAUUGAACAAGCGAAAUUCUCCCCUUUAAAGAUAGAAAAAGUUAAUAACGUAUUGAUAAAGCUUUUAGAUGAUCUAACGAUUCAGGAAAAACCAAUAGCAUUUGAAAAUUCAUCGGAAGGUUAUUCUGUGGGACUUUUAGAAAUAAAUAUGACACCUCAGAUAUCUGUCCGAGAUCCUCUUGGUCCAACUAAUACGAAAGGUCGUCCGAAAAAUGCAAGUAGAAUCAAGUCUUCUCUAGAAAUGCCGAAAAACGAACAUGUUCUUACUGUCAGGGAUUGGGUCAUUAUGCCACUAGUUGUUCAAAAAGAAAGGUGGAUGCAUCGUUACAAGAAAAACAGUGACGAAUGGUUGCUAUUUUCUGGGAUGCUGUGGGAAGAAGUUAAAAACAUAAGUAGGUUGCUGUUACAAGUUAAAAACAGAAUUACGUUGCUAUUACAGGUUGCUCUUUCUGUAACAAUGUAA
Messenger RNA from Lactuca sativa (garden lettuce), 1365 nucleotides. RefSeq names its product protein FAR1-RELATED SEQUENCE 5. The record is from RefSeq and is a predicted model, not a curated record. Lineage: Eukaryota; Viridiplantae; Streptophyta; Magnoliopsida; Asterales; Asteraceae. Gene Ontology annotation, molecular function: zinc ion binding.